AAUUUUCAAAAAUCAAAGGUAAAUUUUCCAAAGGAUCAAGAAUACGUAACUCAAAAAGGCUACAAAAUGAUUUCUAAACAGCAAAAUAUUGUAGGAAAAAUUUUCAACAAUUUUUUCAUUUCGUUUAGAAUCUUGAUUUUAGCCAUCUUUUUCCUGGACGAUCCAGGAUAUCGAUUCUGAAAGUCAGAAAAUUGAGACGAAAAUUUUCAAAAAUAUUUUCAUGGAAUUCAAAUCCAGAUUUUAACCAUUUACAUAUUUCAAGGAUUACAAAAUUAAAAGAUGCACAAUUGCACAGGAGGCUACAGAAUUUCUCAAAUGGACCAUCAAUCGGUUCUGUACGUCGAAAGAUUAAUACACAAUAAAAAUAUGACAAAUUUUAAUUUGAUCAUCUUGAGCAAGUAGAAGUUUGUUUGAAAUAAAACGAAAAUGUUUGAAAAAUAUGUAAAAUACCUAGGUACUUAAUUAGGUAUAGGUAAGUAUCGAGAAGCACUUUGUAUAGAUUAGAAUUAAACGUGUUUUUAAAGCUAUUGGAAUUUCUUGUCGAUCAAUUUAUAAUGUUAUCAAACUACAUAGAUUGAAAACAUGAUCCGAACCAAAUCGAAUCUGCAGGUGAAUCGAAACUCUUAUUGCAAAUUGUAUCGAGCGAUGUCUUGAAAAAGUUAUUUUUUCUGUUUUACAAAGUCAUACUGCACAAUGAAGAUCUUUCGUGUAAUUUCAUUCGCCUUGACAGGUAAAAAAUACUCGUAUUUUCAUUUCAAUCGUGUACAAAAAAACUGGUUCAUCACAGAUGAAAAGUACGUAGAAGGUGCUCACGUAUGAUGCAGAGGGGAAUGGGAUUCUUGAAAAAUGGCCUCUCAGUAGGCAGAAAUAAAUUGAGUAUCGUCCAAAACGAACAAUUGAAAAUUAGAAGCAAAAAACUAUCAAAAAAACAACGGAAAUAUAAAUUUAUCAAAAAUUGGAAACACGCUCAGCAGUCAAGACGCCAAAUUUUUGAAAAAUAUUCAUCGAACUCUUUUUUUUUAUUAUUACUAUUUGUUUCAAAUUCAAGAGCUCUCAAAAUUCGAAAACUUAUUGUCAAAAAAUUAAAACCUUGAUCCGUUUGACCUUCUCUCUUCUCCCUCCAAACGACAAAUUAUGCAUGAAAAUUUCAAAAAUCUGCUAAGGUGCUUCAGAACUAAGUACAUACCACUCAAAAUGGUUCGAAACCGUUUCCAAUCGAUUUGGAAAGUCGAUAACAGGGCACACACCAAAUUAUAGCUUUCUUGGUCUAUUUGGUAAAAAUUUGAUUUUUUUUUUCAUUUUUGAUCCAAGUUUGAUUUUUUACAAAUUCAUUAAAAAUCAAAAUCGUUUGUAAUCUCAAAAAUUUUAUCUGUUUCCAAAUUCGUUUUCGAAAAAUCAGAUCACCUCAAUUCAAACCUGAUGGACAAGUAUAUCAGCUGAUUUUAAAAUUCCGUGAUUUUAGAAUUUUUUUUUUGAUUUGCCAUUGAAAAUAAGAGUUUACAGGUGAAGAAGUGGUUUACGUAACUUUUCCCAUAUAAGGAUUAUAAAAUUACUUACUCACUUAUUCUCAUACGCGAGUUCAUAUUCUAUCAUUUUUGGAAGGAAAUUUGUACUCACCUGAAACAAAGAAAAAUUAAGGUGGAUUAGUUAGUUAUAAAAUUAUUGAUCAAUCAACAGAUACAUAAUAUAUAAAAUAAUAAUCGUCGAAGGCCAACGUAAAAAUUCUGACGAUCUCUACGUUUAAUAAAGGUCCAAAAAUUAAUAUUCACAAUAAUAAAGUACAUCAUAAAAAUAGUAAAAUUGAUUGUGAAAAAUCAUUCAAAAAAUUAUUGGACAGGUAUACAUUUUUUAAAACAUUUGAGCGAAAUAAAAAUCGUUUCUACUCGUAUAUUAUUAGUUCAAUAAUUCCAUCUUUGCAGGUUUUCUAUAGAACUAAAAAAUUCACACAUUUUCCGAAGGGUUCAGAAUAACUCGAAAAGGCCACAAAUCGAUUCUGAAGAUCAAAAUAUUGAAGCAAAAAAUUUUCAAAUUUUUUCUCUAUUUUAUUGAAAUCCCGAUGUUUGCCAUUGUUUCGAGAGCUAAAAAAUCGAAAAUUUUUAUGGCAGAUCCAGAGUAAUCGGAAAGUGCACAAAUCGAUUCUGAAAAUCAGAAAAUUGAGGCAAAAAUUUUCAAUAAUCUUUUCAAGCAGCUCAAAUCCUAAUUUUAAAACCAAAAAAUACACAGAAGGCUCCCGAACUACUCAAAGGGACCACUAAUCAAUUCUCUACCAUACACAAAAACAUGCAUAUACAUACAAUAACAACUUGUCAAAUUUUCAUUUCAUCAACUUGAGUAGGUAUAGAGAGAUAUACCUAUAUGUCUGUGAUUAAAUAAAAAUUAAUUGUGUAGGUAUAAGAAUGUUUUUCAAAAAAUAUACAAAAUAUGUACUAAUUAAUCAUAAGAAGGUCGCUAGAUCUACCGAGGAGCACUAUUUAUAGAUUAGUAUUGAGUGUUUUUCAAGCUAUUAAAAUUUCUUAUCGAGCAAUUUUCAAUGUUAUCAGACUUCCUCAGUUGUAAAAAUGAUCUGAACAUAAGAUGAUGAUAAAAAUAACACGUGAACUGUUGGUAAAUCUAAACCGUUAUUACCAAUUGUAUCGAUCGCGCGAUGUCUCGAAAAAGUUUGUUUUUCUGUUAUACAAAGUCAUAUUGCACAAUGAAGAUAUUGCUUUUAUUAUCAUUCUCCAUGGCAGCCAUUUCUUUAACUCGAAGUUCAAAUUCGAGCGAGGCUCAUGACAUCACAACCCUGCUAAAUGAUACCAUCGCAAAAACAUUCGAAAAUAUGCAUAAAGUUACGGUCAUCAAGUUGGUCCUCAGCAUAGAGAAUUUAAAAUGGUUCAACUUUGAAACAUAUACAGACUGCGAAUUAGGACCUUUUAAGAAUGAGUUCUAUUUCAGUGAUGUCACCGUAAACCCAGUCAAAGUAGGAUCUGCCCGCUUAAGACAAGAAUUUUUUCGCAAUAGAAUGACCAUAUUCUUCUCCUACCUAUCAAUUGAAAUGGAAGGAUUCUUGGGAGCAACUCCAAAUUGUAGAGGUCACGAGGCCGCGGGUUUCAAAGGAACUCUGGAUUUUGAAAACAUCACCAUUUACGUAAUAGCGCAACCAAUGCAAAAUUUCUCAAAGAACGAAUUAUACCCUCAUAUUGAUUUCAUUCACUACGAUGGUUACGAAUCCAAUUACACACAUUCACCUUACUUCGGCGAAGACUUGACAUCAGAUGCCCAAUACAAUCUCGAAAGACGAAUCAAAUAUUUCUUACCAUCGUUAUUCCUGUUAAAUUUACGAGACAACGAGAACUUUAUGAAAACACUCCAUGCAGCGUUUUGUCGUCAUCCUGAACCAGAGAUCACGUCGCAUUAUCCCUCUUCAGAUAUUUUCAAAAUGAAAAAUUACUUCUUUAUACCAAAUUUCACUUCACUAGGUCGUAUCUUGAGCAAUAUCACCAUCACAGGAAUGCACAAUUUUCAUAGUCACUCGUCUGCUGAAAAUUCCGACCACACUGUCAGCACUCUGACGAUUAAAGAUAUUCAAGGAACCACUAAUUUACAUUACGAUCUUCGAAAUUUUACAAUUUUUCCACUAUAUUUUGAAGCAGAUCGCAUCUCGAUAACAGUUAAUCGAAAACAGCAAAGUAUCAAUGUGACUGCGCACAGUUACACGGUUAUUGACACUAUAAUGAACGUCUUGUUGACGGAAUAUCAAUCCAAAUGGGUAAUGGAAGGAAUUCAAUUGGCGAUCGCGUCUUCGAUAAUGCCAUCGAUGAAAUAUUACAGAUACAGCACUCAAUCCACCGAUUCGCUCGAAGAACACCCAAUUGUGAAAAUGAUCACCAAAUUAUCUCAGCAAUUCGAAAGUCGCACGAUACAAAAACUGUACGAUACUUGGAAUGUAACGAUACCCAAAAGCCUCGAGGCAAAAUCAAGUCUCCAAAUAGAAUCAUACAAUUACAAUAUUUCAAUCGAUGCCAAACCGGAAACAGCAUUGAACCCGUAUCCAGUAUUAUCUCAUUGUAAUCUCUACUGCAAUUUGGAAUUCGUUUUCGAAAUUCCUACUUGGUUCGGUACAAUUAGCGUGCUCAAUACUACUCACGAAUUCGACGAAAUUAAUUUUGAAAUCUUCAGUCAUUACCCUACAGUAGGCAAAUCGAAUAAUUCGAAUGAUUUUAAAUUGGAAUACUAUUCAUCUUUUGAGGUAACACUGCUCUCAAAUCCGAACAAUUUCACAGAUCACGAGCAAUUGGAGAUGGAACAAAAAACGCAACAAUUGAUGUUCUCGUUAAUUAAGAAAACCGUUAUCCAUUUCGCAGAACCACUGCUUUCAUUACAAUUGGACCAUUAUACCAAACCAGUGAAAAUUUUCGACGACUUCCUGCCUUUCUACCCCGAUCAUGAAUUACCUUUCCGUGUACCCGAUGCCAUAAUUGCGAAACACUUCAUGAUACCGAAAAUAAACGACGUGAUAAUCACAGAGUGGGCAAAAUCACCUACUGGCCUUGUCUCCAUUGACCAAUACUCGUACCUUGUCAAUGGAAGCAUUACGACGUACGUUAAUUUAGAAUUGGCAGGCGCUGAAAUCCGAAUGAAUUUUGACGAUAGCUUGGUGCCAUUUGAUGAACUGCGUUUGACAUUGGAUGAAUUAUCGGUACGAAAAUAUACAAAUAGUGGAGAGGUUACAGUGCGUUUAGAUUCGAGUUACGAUUCUCAGAACAAUAAAACGAUCUCCUUUUCUACUUCGAAAUUCGCCUCUAUUGAGAUGGAAUUAGAAAGUAUACUAGGCGAAUGUUUCACUUAUCUUACCAGUAUCGUUUUUUAACAUUAUUUUUAUUACCAAUUUACACCUAUCUAUCACUAAUUUUGUACAAAUUAAAUUAAAAUCAAAACAUUGAACAAAAAUUUUCAAA
Planococcus citri (citrus mealybug) is the source of this 4937-nucleotide messenger RNA. RefSeq lists its product as uncharacterized. The transcript is spliced from 7 exons. Lineage: Eukaryota; Metazoa; Arthropoda; Insecta; Hemiptera; Pseudococcidae. The record is from RefSeq and is a predicted model, not a curated record. Bases 2645 to 4849 code for a protein of 734 amino acids.